This is a messenger RNA of Triplophysa dalaica, 2404 nucleotides long. RefSeq names its product thymocyte expressed, positive selection associated 1 (gene tespa1). The transcript is spliced from 11 exons. Gene Ontology annotation, molecular function: signaling receptor binding. The record is from RefSeq and is a predicted model, not a curated record. Lineage: Eukaryota; Metazoa; Chordata; Actinopteri; Cypriniformes; Nemacheilidae. The coding region runs from base 196 to 2052 and encodes 618 amino acids.
ACAGCGCAGCGCGUCAUGACUCUGAGCUGUGAUCAGCAACUUCGGCACCAAACUUUGCGUUGGCGGGACAAACAUCGAUCAUGGCUCUAAAACCCAACAUUUGUAUUAUUGUGAUGGACAUUUGAUCAAUUGUAAAUGAGAUGUGGAUGUAUCAUAAUGCAGUGACCUGUGAGAUUUUUUAAGGUGACUGCAGUGAUGGAGAGCCCUUCCAAGAUUGACAGGCGACAGGCGUGGGCGCGCAGCAGCCGCCGCAAGCUUACCUUAAGAGAGGGAACCCCAGCAGCAGAUGCAGGUGAUCCUCUUCCUCAUUUGUCCCUCCAGGAUGACGUCUUCAUGGAAGGAUGCUCUGCAGGAAAGAUUGAAACCUGGCUUCAAGGUUGUGGGAAUGAUGUCGGUCAAGCGAGAAACAGUCACCUGAUGAUAGGUCCUGUGAGGACAGGUAUCAGCUUUGAGGAUGAUCUGAGUCUGGGUGCCGAAGCUACUGCAUUGUAUAAUGCAUUGGAUGGGAAUCGGUUUAGCAGCACACCUAAACAGAAACUUAACCUUCCAUUGUUAAACAUGGGCCAGAGCAUCGCAUCCAGCGCCCUCUCCAACGCUACCAGCAGGACUGUUUCCAGCGUGUCUGAGGUUCUCCAGAUGCGAGCCGAAGAUGCUGAAGAUACUCUCUUCCAGCUUGGUUUCGGUUGCGAAGAACUCCAGGUGACCUCCCGCAUCCCCGUUCGAUUCUUUAACUUCCCGUCUCACCUCCGAGGCAUCAACUUCCGACUGUUCCUCGAGUCCCAGCUCGCCAGGAUACACCAGGAAGACCCCUGCCUCUCAUUAGCGAGUCGUUUUCGACAAGUAGAGGCGUUGACGGCCAUGGCCAACGCUUUCUAUUCAUUGUACUCCCACGUAUCUCGGACGCCCCUUCAGAAGCUUGCUCCGCCCGAGCUCACCUUAAGUUCCCCCCUGGCGGAGAGAGCCGGGUCUCGAACCAGUGUCCGCAGCGAACCGCGUUCUCCUGUUGAAAGACUAAAAGACACCAUCUCAAAGAUGUGCUUGUACACCGGUUCCCGUGGCUCAGAUUCUGCGUCUCCGAGCACUUCGCCUCGUAAGCGGAAAGGCAGCCAGUCGGGUGUAACUGGGAACGAUCCGGCGACCUUGUGGAAUGCUGAUGACCCGUUUACAAUGGUAGACCUUCAAAUAGAGGAUGGUUCGGAAUUUGAUAAGGACUGGUUUGUAGAGGUCGGAAAAAACCUUGAAGAGACAGUUAAGGCCGAGAAAGUUAUAGAAGCUGUAUCUUCUCAGUCACUAACAUUAGAAUAUUCUGAAGAUAAAGUAAACAACGCAAUGCGUACAUCACUAGAGCAUACAGCAAUAAAUAACCAAGAAGUGAAGUCCAAAGGUUCUGCUUGUUUGAAGAGCAAGAGCGUUACCAUGGAACCCGUUCCUCUUAUUACCCAUGAUGUCAUUUGCCCUAAAGUCAUUGAAUAUGUGAAUCAGGCACCUUAUCGCUCCUUGGAGACAAACAAAACAGAUGUUAAAGACUCACCAUUUGCACAACCUUCCAUUAGAUGGUCAAACACAAUCACAUCACCAGAUGACCAGGCUGGUGCCGCACAUCACAAUCAGACCGAUGAUCUUUCAUCCAGACACACAGACGCCUCACAAAAGUCAUUAUGUCAAAUUACAGUCACCGGAUGGGAAGGCGACGUCGCCAAGCCCGACGAAGAUGCACAGGAGCCGUGUUCGUCCAACAUCCAGAAAUACUUAAGGCCAGUAAAACCACUGAACCAGAGCAGACUCAUCCAAUGUCCCACAAAAGGAAACUCUUUCGAGCUGGAGGAGGUAAACAGCGCUGAUGAAGAGGAAGCUCCUUCGUCAGAAUUCAGUCCCACAGUCACACUGUCCAUUUCAACACCGCACCACAAAUCUUCGCCUUUACGAGGGGACAGUUUUCAGUCGGACAGCAGUGGAUUUGCAGAAGAGGACGUGCCUCAACGUACAGUGAAGUGUGACGUCACUAAAGUAACUUCACAUGCUCAGGGCAUCUCAGCGUCGUCCACUGCUUAGAAGACCAUGAGGGAAUUUUUACGAUUCGGUCUCUCUCGUAAAAGCACAAAGACUAUUUUUUAGCUGUAAACUUGAAGAAUGUUAUUUUAAUAAAAUACGUUGAAGGACAUUCAGUGAGAAUAAAGGAAAGCGGGUAGCCAGGUUUUUGUAGAGAAGAGGCAGAUGAAGUCGGAAUAACGUUGACGAAUGAAUCAUGCACAGAAAAUUGUUUUUAGAAAGAGUUCCACAUUUUGAUGUGUGAACCAACUGCUGUAGCCUUUGUGUGAGAAAUAUUGUUAACAGUUGCUUUACUGAAAUUCUCUGCUGUUAUGUUUGUUGUGCUUAAAUGAGACAAAAGCAGCAUUAUUUGUCA